This is a messenger RNA of Morchella sextelata, 1467 nucleotides long. RefSeq lists its product as uncharacterized. Gene Ontology annotation, biological process: intracellular protein transport; endocytosis. Gene Ontology annotation, cellular component: cytoplasmic vesicle; clathrin adaptor complex. The transcript is spliced from 3 exons. Bases 1 to 1467 code for a protein of 488 amino acids. The record is from RefSeq and is a predicted model, not a curated record. NCBI's taxonomy places the organism in Eukaryota, Fungi, Ascomycota, Pezizomycetes, Pezizales, Morchellaceae.
AUGAGCGCCAUCGAAGCCCUCCACAUCCACCGCCGCCUCCCCCCCACCCCCAACUCGCCCCCCCUCCUCCUGCACACCUGGCGCCGCCCCUCCACGCCCGCCAGCACGCUCCUAACGCACUACCAAUCGCACCCCGCGCCGCGCCCGCCGCUCAUCUACCUGCCCAACACCACGCCGCCCACGCUCCUGUUCAGCAUCGAGCACAACAACCUUCUCUUCCUGUGCCCCACCACGUCCGAGAUCGAGCCACUGCUCGUGCUGGAGUUCCUGCACCGCGUGGUGGACGUGCUGGAGGACUUCCUGGGCAGCCCGCUGCUGGAGAACAAGAUUGAGGCGAACUACGAUGUGGUCGCGCAGCUGCUCAAUGAGAUGUGUGAUGAUGGAAUCCCGUUUACGACGGAGCCGAAUGCGCUGAGGGAUGUGGUGCUGCCGCCGAGUGUGUUGGGCAAGUUGUUGAGUAAUGUUACAGGGCUGCCUAGCACCUCCCUCACCCCCACACCCCCCACAACACCCUCCACAAUCCCCUGGCGGCGCUCCAACGUCCGCCACACCACCAACGAACUCUACGUCGACCUCAUCGAACUCAUCACGGCCACCAUCGCGCCCUCCGGCCGCCCCCUCUCCGCGCGCUCCAACGGCACCAUCGCCAUGACCUGCAAGCUCUCCGGCAUCCCCGACCUCCUGCUCACACUCCAGACCCCCAGCGCCCCACAGCGCCUCGGCUCCAGCCCCACCUGCGGCCUGCAGUUCCCCGUCUUCCACCCGUGCGUGCGCCUCACGAGGUGGCGCGACCGCCCCGGCGAGCUGUCGUUCGUGCCGCCGGACGGCAAGUUCGUGCUGGCGUCGUAUGAGGUUGAUCUGCUCCCGAAUGUGAUCUUGCCUGUGGCGGUCGAGAUCAGGAUCCUCGGUGCGGAGUUUGAGGUGAGGGUGUUUGUGAGUACUGCGAAUAUCACGGGUAGUAGUGGGGGUGGUAGUGGGGGCGGUCGUGCGGGGGGGAGGAGCCCCGCGUUUGGUGGGAGUAGUAGUAAUCCUACCGUGGAGGAGGUGAGUGUUAAGGUGCCGUUGCCGCCGGCGGUGAAGACGCUGGUGGGUACGAGGUGCUCGAGGGGCGAGUUCCAUCAUGAGGGGAGGGAGCUGACCUGGAGGAUACCAAUGAACGGCGGGUUCUCAAGCACGGGGGGGACGGUGACGUUGAGGAGUGGCGUGGUGGUCAAGAGCACUGGUGAGGAGGACGAGAGCGACGAUGAGAAGGACAAGACGGAGUCAAAGAAGAGAAGCGACAAGAGGAUGGCGAUGGCCAUGCCACGCUGCGCACUCGUCUCGUUCUCUGUCAAGGGAUGGCUGGCAAGCGGAGUGAAGGUCGAGAGCCUGAAGAUUGUUGGCGGAAAGGGCAUCAACGAGUCUGUCAAGCCGUACAAGGGAGUCAAGUACCUGACAAAGGCAGCAGGCGUGGAGGUCAGGUGCUGA